CGGCGGCGGCGGCCGCGGCGGUUUCGCUGGAGCGCGGGGCGGCGGGGCCCCGGUGGCGGAAGAUGGCGGAGCUCGGCAAGAAGUACUGCGUGUACUGCCUGGCCGAGGUGAGCCCGCUGCGCUUCCGCUGCACCGAGUGCCAGGACAUCGAGCUGUGCCCCGAGUGCUUCUCCGCCGGCGCGGAGAUCGGCCACCACCGCCGCUACCACGGCUACCAGCUGGUGGACGGCGGGCGCUUCACGCUCUGGGGGCCCGAGGCCGAGGGCGGCUGGACCAGCCGCGAGGAGCAGCUGCUGCUGGAUGCCAUCGAGCAGUUCGGCUUCGGGAACUGGGAGGACAUGGCAGCCCACGUCGGCGCUUCCCGGACCCCCCAGGAAGUGAUGGAGCAUUACGUAAGCAUGUACAUCCACGGCAACUUGGGGAAGGCCUGCAUCCCCGACACCAUCCCCAACCGGGUGACCGACCACACCUGCCCCAGCGGGGGCCCCCUCUCUCCCAGCCUCACCACGCCCUUGCCUCCCCUAGACAUCUCGGUGGCCGAGCAGCAGCAGCUGGGCUACAUGCCGCUGCGGGAUGACUACGAGAUCGAGUACGACCAGGACGCCGAGACGCUCAUCAGCGGGCUCUCGGUCAACUACGACGACGACGACGUGGAGAUCGAGCUGAAGCGCGCGCACGUGGACAUGUACGUGCGCAAGCUCCGUGAGCGGCAGCGGCGCAAGAACAUCGCGCGAGACUACAACCUGGUGCCCGCCUUCCUGGGCAAGGACAAGAAGGAGAAGGAGCGCGCGGCGCGGCGCAAGGUCACCAAGGAGGAGAAGGAGCUGCGGCUCAAGCUGCGGCCGCUCUACCAGUUCAUGUCGUGCAAGGAGUUCGAUGACCUGUUUGAGAACAUGCACAAGGAGAAGAUGCUGCGCGCGAAGAUCCGCGAGCUGCAGCGCUACCGGCGCAACGGCAUCACCAAGAUGGAAGAGUCGGCGGAGUACGAGGCGGCCCGGCACAAGCGCGAGAAGCGCAAGGAGAACAAGGCGGCUGCGGCUGCUGCCGCGGCAGCAGGGGGCGCCAAGCGCGGCAAGGAGGACGGCCGGGACGGCGAGUUCGCGGCCAUCGAGCACCUGCCAGGCUUCGAGCUCCUGUCGGACCGCGAGAAGGUGCUGUGCAGCUCGCUGAACCUGAGCCCGGCGCGCUACGUGACCGUGAAGACCAUCAUCAUCAAGGACCACCUGCAGAAGCGCCAGGGCAUCCCCUCCAAGAGCCGCCUGCCCAGCUACCUGGACAAAGUCCUCAAGAAGAGGAUCCUGAGCUUCCUCACCGAGAGCGGGUGGAUAUCCAGGGACGCCUCCUGAAGCCCGCCGUCCGGAGCGCCCGGGACGGACGGACGGACGGAUGGUCGCGCGAGAGCCACACCGACAGCAAAGAGAAAAAAGAAGCUUUGUGAGCCAAAACGAAAGGGGGUGGGCGGGAGGGGGAGAGGAAACGCUUUUCCGCCCACCGCCCCACCACCCGCAUUGUUGGUCUUUUUUUUAAACAAAUCGAGUCCUUUUUUUAGGGUAUCAAUUCUUUUUACUGUCCUCUGAAGAAGCAAUAGCAACAGUCGGAUCAAGGGGAAGACAAAACCCGUGUGUAUUUUAACUGAAUCCCUAAACGUAGUUCUUUAAGGUGAUGAUUUGCCUUUAAAUGUUCAGUGUGGAGCAUAUGACGAUGAGAUCGGGAAAUUUCCUUUUUUUUUGUUGCUUCCCAGUGGUAUAGGACUGUGAGGUGGGCAGAGGAGCCCUUCCCUGCCGGCUGCCGGCUCACCCCCAUGACCUGAGCUCCGCUGCGGCUGCGCUCGGGCAGGUGGCACUUUAGGCGGAGGGCGCAGGGCCAGGCAGAAGAGGCUAGGGAAGGGCGGGAUGGGCAUCCGUAGGGAAUCGCCGAGAGGAAUCUGGUGUUGAACGGUUUGGCCAAACUGAGCUUACCCACGAUGGCUGGCGAUAGCACUUUGAGGGAACUCACCGUGGUGUCUGCGGGGGGCGGGGGGGAGGGGGGGCCAGGGGGACGCGGGGCUCAGUGCAGACUGGCAGAACGCAGGGCCUCCUCCCCUGGGGGUGCUUCUUGCUGGGCUUAGAACUCAGCCUUGUGUUUUACUUGGAAGAACUCAUUUUAAAUGAAGUUCACCGAGAGUUGAGUUCUGGGUUUUGGGUUAGCUCCUUCCAGGGUUCUCACCGCAGUUGCAAGCCCCUCUUUCUCUGAGACCAGCCAUGUGUCUUGUCUUGUGUGGUCUCAGGCGCUGGGCUAGGCAAGAGGGACCCUGGUGGCCUGGAGGCCUGGGCACUGCUUCUCUGGGAAGAAGUGGCUCAGAGUCUUGAGCCAGACUCCGGCAUGGCUCUGCCCAGCCCGGUUCAGAGAAGCUCUCAGGGGUGCCCUUUCGUGAUGGGCACAGUGCCUUUGCGCAGGAACCUGAGGAGUCGUGUGUCUUCCAGCUGCCCGGGGCUCUCCUGUCCCAGGCCCUGCUGUCGAGUCAGUGGAGUGGCCAGACCCCAGUGCUCCUCCAGUCGUCCUGGGGCACAUCCUGCCUCUCAUCCCCCGUAGCUACCAGACUGUUUACCUCCCAGAAUGCUUGGGCUUGAAGUUACAUUAAAGUGAAGGUAUUUGAGAGAGAAAAGAAAAAAAAACAAAAAAACCUUAUUUCCAAGGACAGCGUAGUUAUGGUGCCUUUUCCUUUCACAUCCUGUCUGUCCCCUAGGGUGAAUUUCCAGCAUUAAGUACACACUUCAAGUAUACUGGGGGCUUCCCUGGUGACUCAGAUGGUAAAGAACCCAGCUACAAUGCAGGAGACCUGGGUUCAAUCCCUCGGUUGGGAAGAUCUCCUGGAGAAGGGAAUGGCAACCCAUUCCAGUAUUCUUGCCUUGGAGAACCUCCACGAACAGAGGAGCCUUGGCGGGCCACCGUCCACGGAGUCGCAAAGAGUCGGACGCAACUGAGUGCCUGACGCUCAAACACGUCCGUGGCUUUAGUUGUAAACUGCAUCGCGUGCUGGCAGAGUAGCAUUCCCCGCGACCUGACUGCAAGCCUGGGACCUCUCUCUCUGACCGUAAAGCAGCGGGCGGUGGUGUCACUCCCGAGGGUAACCAUGGCUGCCGAGAGCGCGGAGACGGUGCUAUGCCCUUCCAGGGUUCUCAGCCAGGGUUCCUGGAGCAGCAGUGCAGCGUCCCCGGGGGAACCGGGUGGCCCUUCAGGGACUUGGGCCCCCCCCCAGGCCUCGGACACGUGGGGUGGGGCCUUGCAGGUCACUGGGAUGCGUGCUGAAGUCUGAGAACUGCGGGCUUAAGCUGCUCCGGUGUAACCGAUUUUCUACAUCAGAUUCCUAGUUUGGUGAGGUUUUAAAUUUGUCUUAUUUUUAUACAAAACGAUUGCCAGACUUUCACUAAGCUUAAGAAGCAAAAUCUCCCUGUAAAAUGUGCGUGGCCCUGGCCAAGAGCUGUCAAAUGAGAAGUUCUGUGCUUAAGCAGGUUGUCAGUGUGUGUGUCUCUUCUCGACGGUAUGAAGAAUUUAUUUAGGCUUGACUGUUUUUAAACACCAUAAUGAAUGUAUAAUUUAUGUUAAAAGUGUGAACCCUUUGUUACAAGGGAAAAGUAAUUUUAUGAUUGGUUGCCUCCUGCCCCAUCAACUCCAGCUAUUACUGUUGCAUUAGUCCCACCCCUGCUGUUUGCUCGGAGCCUUUAAAUUUCUGUAUUUAAUUCUUACGAUAAAUGAGUCACCAUGAUCCCAUGGAAUUAGGUCUUUUCAAAACUGAAACUCUCUCAAGUCACAGAAGAUAAUCAGCUGUUCAGAAUGAUACUCUGGAUGGCCAGCAUUCCAAGAAUGUAUUCAGACCGAAACUCUGCCUACCGCCUUUUUUCCCCCUUUUACACAUUAAACAGGUUGAGAACCAAA
Capra hircus (goat) is the source of this 3915-nucleotide messenger RNA. RefSeq names its product transcriptional adaptor 2B (gene TADA2B). Gene Ontology annotation, molecular function: transcription coactivator activity; zinc ion binding; chromatin binding. Bases 63 to 1346 code for a protein of 427 amino acids. The record is from RefSeq and is a predicted model, not a curated record. The transcript has 2 exons. Gene Ontology annotation, cellular component: SAGA-type complex; nucleus. Gene Ontology annotation, biological process: chromatin remodeling; regulation of transcription by RNA polymerase II. Lineage: Eukaryota; Metazoa; Chordata; Mammalia; Artiodactyla; Bovidae.